Poecile atricapillus (Black-capped chickadee) is the source of this 1707-nucleotide messenger RNA. RefSeq names its product RUN domain containing 1 (gene RUNDC1). The transcript has 5 exons. NCBI's taxonomy places the organism in Eukaryota, Metazoa, Chordata, Aves, Passeriformes, Paridae. The coding region runs from base 62 to 1702 and encodes 546 amino acids. The record is from RefSeq and is a predicted model, not a curated record.
UCCCGCUCCCGCCCCGCGGUGCCAAGAUGGCGGCGGCGGCGCGGCACCGGUAACGGUGGCUAUGGAGGGGGAGGGCGGCUCGCUGGGCCCCGGCGAGCGCUGGGCGCCGGUGGGCGCCGUGUCGGCGGAGGAGGAUGAGGAAGAGGAAGAAGAAGAGGCGGCCACGGGGGGAGAGUCGCCGGAGUCGGUGCCGCGGCUGCGGGCCGAGCGGCGCCGGCUGCACGGGGCGCUGCUGGCGCUCGCCUCACACUUCGCUCAGGUGCAGUUCCGGCUGCGGCAGGUGGCCCGGGCCGGCCCGGCCGAGCAGCAGCGCCUGCUCCGCGACCUCGAGGAUUUCGCCUUCCGCGGCUGCCCCGCGCCGCUUCCCCACGGUCUCGGCGGCGCUCCGGGCGAGCAAGAGAAGCAGGAGCAAAUUGAGGUCCAGAAGGAGAAGCACAGAGAGCUGAUCCUGCAGCUCAAGACACAGCUGGAUGACCUAGAAACCUUUGCUUACCAAGAGGGCAGCUAUGAUUCUCUACCACAGUCUGUGGUUAUGGAAAGACAACGGAUGAUUAUAAAUGAGUUGAUAAAGAAGCUGGACAUGGACUUGAGUGAAGAUUUUGCAACGCUCACUCCAGAGGAACUGCGGCAGCGGGUGGAUGCUGCCAUAGCACAGAUUGUGAAUCCAGCCAGGGUGAAGGAGCAGCUGGUGGAGCAACUGAAGACCCAGAUAAGGGACCUUGAAAUGUUCAUUAACUUCAUUCAGGAUGAAGUUGGAAGCUCUGGUAAGGCAGAAGAUGGCCACUGUGACUGUGGAGGCUCCUACAAACCCAGCACCCGGCCUUCUGGGAACAGAGUGAACCCAGAAGAUGCCAGAAGGAUGCAAGAAACGGGCCUGCAGCUCAUGCGCCGCGUGCUGGCCGUGCUGCAGAUCUUUGCUGUCAGCCAGUUUGGCUGUGCCACGGGUCAGAUCCCUCGCACCCUCUGGCAGAAGGACCGAGACAACCAGGACUUCUCCCCCUUAAUUGAGAAACUGGAGCUGUCGGUGGAGCGGGUGAGGCAGCUUGCCCUGAAACACCAGCAGACAGAGCAUGUUAUCUGCUCCUCUGAGCUGCAGGACGUUCCCCUGGGAGGCAGAGACGAGCUGACUCUGGCUGUGCGCAGGGAGCUGACGGUGGCUCUGCGGGACCUGAUGGCUCACGGGCUCUACGCCUCUUCCCCAGGCAUGAGCCUGGUGUUGGCCCCCAUCGCAUGCCUGAUUCCCGCCUUCACGCCCUCGCCGCGGACCAUGCACCCCUGGGAACUCUUUGUCAAGUAUUACAACGCUAAGAACGGACAAGCCUUCGUGGAAUCGCCAGCUCGAAAGCUUUCCCAGUCCUUCGCCUUGCCUGUGACAGGAGCAGUGGUGGCUACCCCCAAGCAGAGCCUGCUGGCAGCCAUCCACACGGUGCUCACCGAGCACGGCCCCUUCAAGCGCAGCGCCGACUCGGAGCUGAAGGCGCUGGUGUGCAUGGCGCUCAACGAGCAGCGCCUGGUCUCGUGGCUCAACCUCAUCUGCAAGUCUGGAGCUUUGGUUCAGUCUCACUACCAGCCCUGGAGCUACAUGGCCAACACCGGCUUCGAGAGCGCGCUCACCCUCCUCAGCCGCCUGAGCAACUUGAAGUUCAACCUCCCGGUUGACCUGGCUGUUCGGCAGCUGAAAAACAUCAAAGAUGCUUUUUGAUGUGU